Messenger RNA from Tarenaya hassleriana, 1661 nucleotides. RefSeq names its product E3 ubiquitin-protein ligase makorin. Gene Ontology annotation, molecular function: metal ion binding; ubiquitin protein ligase activity. Bases 197 to 1270 code for a protein of 357 amino acids. The record is from RefSeq and is a predicted model, not a curated record. The transcript has 8 exons. Gene Ontology annotation, biological process: protein polyubiquitination. NCBI's taxonomy places the organism in Eukaryota, Viridiplantae, Streptophyta, Magnoliopsida, Brassicales, Cleomaceae.
AAUUGAAAACCGUAGAAAUCUCUCUGUCUCCCUUCUCCUCUUCUCUCUCUCUCGUCCCCAGAGAUCCCGUGGACCUCUUCUUCCCCAUUUCCUUCUGUUUCUUCUCCGACAAAUAUUAUAAUUUCUUCUGAUUCUGAAUCUGUUUCCCGGUUCAAUUUUGCUUUCGGACAAUAGUUUCCGCGCUCGCAAAUCCCUAAUGUCCGAUAGGAUUCUCUGCAAGUUCUUCAUCCAAGGCGCGUGCUUGAAAGGGGACAACUGUGAAUAUUCCCAUGACUCGAAUGCUUCCGCGAGAAAUAUUUGCUCAUUUUAUCAGAAAGGGAUCUGUUCCUACGGAAGUAGAUGCAGGUAUGAACAUGUCAACGCUUCUCAGUCACUGUCCUCAUCGUCUUCGGCAUGGAACGUUCCUCGGCAGCCUUUCAGCUCAGAUUCUGAGCCUGUAGCUCCCGCCUCUCAAGUUGGUGAUGUAGCUACGUUGCCUGGCACUGCUUCAUCAGAGUAUAGCUCUCUCUUCACGCCUUCGGAGCCAGCAUGGAAUUUGCAAAACAAUGUUGAUUAUGGGUGGGACAAUGAAGGUGCUAUGGUCCUUAGUGUUGAUGUCCAACCAAGAGACAGACCCAUCUGCUCGUUUGCUGCGGCGGGUGAAUGCCAACGUGGAGACCGCUGUCCUCAUAUCCACGGAGACCUCUGCCCCACCUGUGGAAAGAAUUGCUUGCAUCCUUUCAGACCCGAAGAAAGAGAAGAACAUACUAAAGAAUGUGAAAAGAUGCAGAAGCAUGUCGAGGCUUUGAAACGCAGUCAAGAUAUUGAGUGCAGCGUGUGUCUUGACCGUAUAUUGUCGAAGCCUAGUCCAGCGGAAAGGAAAUUCGGUCUGAUGACAGAGUGUGAUCACCCGUUCUGCAUACAGUGCAUCCGUAACUGGCGCAGUAGUUCCCCUGUAUCGGGAAUGGACGUGAACAACACAUUGAGAGCUUGCCCUAUUUGUCGCAAAAGAUCAUAUUUUGUUGUACCAAGUGUGGUGUGGUAUUCCACUCCCGAGGAGAAAAAGGAAAUAGUCAGCACUUAUAAGGCAAAGCUCAGGUCAAUCAAUUGCAGGCAUUUUAACUUUGGAAAUGGAAGCUGCCCAUUUGGUACCAGUUGUUUCUAUAAGCAUGCAUAUCCUGACGGGCGGUUGGAAGAAGUUGUUCUGCGGCAUCUUGGGUCUCAAGACGGAGAGAUUACAAUAGCAGAUAAUAUAAGGUUAUCAGACUUCCUCGGUGACCUGCGUAUUUAAAUUGUGUGCACCGUUUUAGACAUUCCAAUCCAAUAACACAGGUGCUUGUAGCGUGAAGAUGUUUUAUAUGUGCAUUGUGCAAGUCCUCAUUCGAUUAUUCCGAGUUUCGACAGAACCCUGUAGCAAGGUGAAGCAGAUUUCCUGGAAGAACUGCAAGAUCUUGUCGAAAAAGCCGGGAGGAGGAUCAAGAAGUUAGUGCUUGUAAUAAAUGAUUUCUAAAGGGGAAUGCCUCCGAAUAAUGUUUGCCUGAACGGGUAUAUUAUUUUUUUUCCCCAAUAUACAUUCAUUAUGCGUGGUGUGGUAGCAUCAUGUAGAGAUGCUUGUACGAACAAUCCAAUCCUGAGAAAGGCCUUGAGCUUUGAUAUAUAUAUAUAUAUAUAUAGUUCUUGAA